AUGACAACAAGAGUCAAUAUCCCAAAAGAAAGAAAUGACAAGUUAGAAUGGAAACGUCUUAUUGUUGUUUUAGAAAAUGCUCCAAUUGAACCUGUUAAAGUUGGUGCUGUUUAUAAAUUAGCAUCAACUGAUUCUCCAAAUACAUUAAAAGAUUUACAAAAAAGAGGAAAAGAUACUACAAUAUAUCGUCCUGAUAUUCUUCAUUAUACAUUAUUAACAUUACUUGACAGUCCAUUAAAUAAAGCUGGUAUGUUACAAAUAUUUAUUAGAACAUAUAAUAACACCCUGAUUGAAGUCAAUCCACAACUUCGUAUUCCACGAACAUAUAAAAGAUUUGCUGGACUAAUGGUUCAAUUGCUUCAUAAAUUAUCAAUUCAUGCAGCUGAUGGACCUGAUAAGUUACUUUCUGUUGUAAAAAAUCCUGUCACUCAAUACUUUCCACCAGGUGCUAAGGUUUUUGGAUUGUCUUAUGCAUCAGAAAAAUUAGUUAAUAUUAACCAAAGUGUUGCAGAAGCAGUUAAGGAUGAUAAUUGUGCUGUUUUUGUUAUUGGAGCUUUUGCUCACGGACACAUUAAUGUUGAAUAUACUGACAUUACUCUAUCAAUUUCAAAUUAUCCAUUAUCAGCUGCUUGUGUUGCUGGUAAAGUUUGUUCUGCAUUUGAGAAUUUAUGGGGUGUUCUUUGA
Entamoeba dispar SAW760 is the source of this 684-nucleotide messenger RNA. Its product is annotated as nep1, putative. The transcript is spliced from 2 exons. Lineage: Eukaryota; Evosea; Mastigamoebida; Endamoebidae. Gene Ontology annotation, biological process: rRNA base methylation. Gene Ontology annotation, molecular function: rRNA (pseudouridine) methyltransferase activity; rRNA binding. Gene Ontology annotation, cellular component: nucleolus; small-subunit processome. The coding region runs from base 1 to 684 and encodes 227 amino acids. The record is from RefSeq and is a predicted model, not a curated record.